AUGGACAUUGUGAACAUUAACGAUGUAGAUUCCUUGGCUAAAGUUUUAAAGACCGAAGAAAAUUUCCAAAUGAGGUCUGGUUUAGACCCAGUUAUGGAGGUUUUUGGCAGAAAUGUUUCUGGGGUUAUAUCAUGUGAUUAUAACGAGUGGUAUCCAGAUCGAUCAUUGCUAUCGCCGAUGUUUUUACGACCCAAAGAAAUCAAUGAAAGAAUAUCCAUGAUCAAUGCGGUGGCCAACGACUGUGUUGAGAGAUUACACCAACUUAGAGAUCAAGAUGGAACAAUAAACAACAUUGAAAGGGAACUGUCUUAUUGGAGCGUUGGGUCAAACUAUUCAUUUCUUUUUAAUCGACGUCUUGGCUUCUAUGAGAAACCACCAGAUGCAGAUGCUCUCGUGUUUUUGGACGCGGCUAGCCAAUUGAUGCAAAACAUUGGACGUAUCCUUGAUAUGGGUCCAUUUUACAAGUAUAUACCAACACCAGCAUAUUAUGCAGCAAAGAGAAAUAUAAAUACAAUGUAUGAGUCUAACAUCAAAUUGUCCAAAAAAAGAGAGGCGAAGAGUGAGGAAGACGCGAGUGAGAAAACAUCUGUUGCUGAUCAUGUGUUUGAAAAACGGAAAUCGACAGAAGAAACUCUCGCCUUGCUUGCUGGUUUAAUGGCGGCUGGAGUUGAUACCAUCAGCUGGACAUCUUUGUGGCUCCUUUACUUACUCUCUCGCAAUCCAGACAAACAAGAGAAACUUUAUCAGGAACUAAAACUUUUUGAUUCUGAAGAAGAAAUACCCGUUAAUAAGACCCCCUCGUACAUCAAAGCAGCUUUGAAAGAGUCGCAACGCCUGCACCCAGUCGCUCCAUUUUUAUCUCGCGUACUCAACCAAGAUAUCGAGCUUCAUGGUUAUCACAUACCCGCAGGUGUAAGCAUCAUGUUCCAGAACCAUUUAAUGUCGAUUGAUGAGCGCAAUUUUGGCGAAGAUGCAAAACAGUUUGUGCCAGAACGAUGGCUUCGUGAUGUAUCAACUGGAAGGGUGAAAGGUUUUGAUCCCCUCAGUUCAUUGCCAUUCGGUCAUGGAGUGAGAAUGUGUUUAGGACGGCGAGUAGCAGAGGCAUAUAUCUACACGUUAAUGAGCAAGAUUUUCAUGAAAUAUAGAGUAGAGUUGUCUAGUAAACAGAAUGAGGUGAAUCCGACCUUGAAGGGAGCCUUUAAUAGACCGGACAGAGAAAUUUUAUUCAGAUUUCUAUUGAGGUAAAAUAUUUAAAACGCAGUAAUAAUUUUUGUUUAGCAAUGAUGACCAUUUAUGUUCAUCAGAUUUAGAGGCCAAUAUUUAAUCAUAAGACUUUUAUAACGUAUAUUUGCAUGUAGAAUUGCCCGAUCUCGUAAAAUCGCUGACCGUGAGUUAAAAAAUUAAUGAUAUUCACAUAUUAUGCCCACUUUUGCAACCUUAUAAUUAUGUAUAUCGUAGUCUAGCAUAGUUUUUUUUUAACCUUGGGCUUGGCGCCCUCAACAAAAUCUUUAAGAAAUUUAGUAUACAAGUGGGGCAAUUGCCAUUCAUUUUUUAGAUUUCAAUAUUUGUACAGGAUAACCACAUCACUUAUCACUUAUAAAAACUGCUAUGUAUGUAAGCUAUGUACACGGAAGCUUUGUAUGUUCCAAUUUAACCCUUUCCUGACAUAACAUAUCCUCUUGUUAGUUUAGCUCAGAGACUCAAGCUAUAUUAAUUCAUUUUAACAUACGGAUUGUAUCUAAUUUCCGGCGGCUUCGCUACACUUGUGUCGUUUAUUUAUCUGCAUUGCAAUCUAAAGUUGAUGUUUGGCUAUUUCGAUGGCGUUUAUAAUUCUACAGUUUAUAGUUUAUACUUGCUUCAUCGUGGUGUAGCUCGUUUCGAUACUCUUUGAAUUAUGAAAUGUAAAUCUUAUUUCAAUUGUUUAAAGUAUAUAAUACCUGCUGCACGCAUACAUAUCGAUAGGAAAAUAUUUUCCUGGGCCUGGGGUGUCGAAAACAAUUUUGCGACCGAGGGGAAAUAUUUUUCUAUCGGGAACGACCAAUACGGUAAAAAAAGCAUUAUAUUAUGCGGCGUUCGGUCGCAUUAUAAUUGUGUAGUCAAACUCAGCCGAAUGGUGACAGAAACAUAAUUCCAUAAACAAUCAAAACCUCGCGCGUUCGUUCAAUUUACCAAACUCGCUUCAAUUUAUCGUGAUAAUCUUUUGGUCCAGUCAUUUUGAAAUAAAAAAGUCAAAAUUUUGCGAAUAAAUCUUUAGAAAAGCAAAAUAAAUUCGCUUUCGUGAUUUCGGAACGUAUUUCACC
This is a messenger RNA of Dendronephthya gigantea, 2300 nucleotides long. RefSeq names its product cytochrome P450 27C1-like. The transcript has a single exon. Gene Ontology annotation, biological process: cortisol metabolic process; glucocorticoid biosynthetic process; C21-steroid hormone biosynthetic process. Gene Ontology annotation, molecular function: heme binding; iron ion binding; monooxygenase activity. The record is from RefSeq and is a predicted model, not a curated record. The coding region runs from base 1 to 1245 and encodes 414 amino acids. NCBI's taxonomy places the organism in Eukaryota, Metazoa, Cnidaria, Anthozoa, Malacalcyonacea, Nephtheidae. Gene Ontology annotation, cellular component: mitochondrial inner membrane.